Cucurbita moschata (crookneck pumpkin) is the source of this 2676-nucleotide messenger RNA. RefSeq lists its product as uncharacterized. Bases 49 to 1425 code for a protein of 458 amino acids. The transcript is spliced from 4 exons. Lineage: Eukaryota; Viridiplantae; Streptophyta; Magnoliopsida; Cucurbitales; Cucurbitaceae. The record is from RefSeq and is a predicted model, not a curated record.
AGGAGAUGAGAAAAUGGAUGGGGAAAAUGGAAAUACAGAGGUGUUAUUAUGGGAAAGCCGGGUUGGUCUACGCCUCUGCUAUUCCAAUCAAAGCUCUUCUGUUUCUCUCUGUUUUACCUUAUCUCCUCCAUUUUCCUCGCUCUCUACACUUCUUUCUCCUCCUCCAAAUGCCUCUUCCGAUCCUCUCCCUUCGAUCCCAUCCAGUUCCCUCUCUUCUCCUAUCCCUCCUCCUAUGGCGAGCACAAGUACGCCAUUCCCACCCUCCGCUCCUCCUGCUCCACCCCUAUCUUCUUCUCAGAUUAUUGGAUGGUUUUGAAUGAGAUCCAGGUAAUGCUGUGGAAUUCCUCUUGGCGGUCCUCCAAUUUGAGGUAUCUCGCUGGUAAUGCAGAUAGUUUCGGCGGCAAUUUCUCGGCCGAAAAGCGAUUUUCAUAUUUCGAUGAUAAUAUUUCUGUUCCGAUUCCUUGUGGAUUUCUCAAGAAAUUUCCUGUCACUGAUUCUGAUCAAACUGCUAUGGAGAGUUGCAACGGCGUGGUUGUGGUUUCGGCGAUUUUCAACGAUCACGAUAAAAUUCGGCAACCGAGAGGCCUCGGAUCGAAGACUUUGGAUAACGUGUGCUUUUUCAUGUUUGUUGAUGAUACCACGGUGAGAGGACUCGAAAAUCACAAAAUAAUUCCUACAGGAAACUCGUAUCCUGAUAUAAUCGGAGCUUGGAGAAUCGUGAGAGUUUCAACCAAGAAUCUGUACCAAAAUCCUGCCAUGAAUGGCGUAAUACCUAAAUAUUUGGUUCACAGACUAUUUCCAAACUGUAAAUUCAGUAUAUGGGUGGACGCCAAGCUUCAGUUAAUGGUGGAUCCAUUGUUGUUGAUUCAUUCUUUAAUUGUGACUGAGGAUGCAGAUAUGGCCAUUUCCAAACAUCCGUACUAUAUUCACACAAUGGAAGAGGCCAUGGCAACUGCCAGAUGGAAGAAAUGGUGGGAUGUUGAUUCCUUGAAGAACCAAAUGGAAACUUACUGCGAAAAUGGGUUGCAACCAUGGAGUCCCAGUAAGCUUCCAUAUACCACAGAUGUACCAGAUAGUGCCUUAAUCUUGAGGAGACAUGGAAGGGGAAGCAACCUAUUCUCUUGCCUUUUGUUCAACGAAUUGGAAGCUUUCAACCCAAGGGACCAAUUGGCUUUUGCAUUUGUGAGAGAUCAUUUGACCCCAUCCAUCAAAAUCAACAUGUUCGAAGGAGAAGUUUUCGAGCAAGUUGCUUUGGAAUAUAGGCACAAUCUCAAAAUCAAAGCAAAUCGUGGCUCUGAACUGGACCCCCAAAUCUCCAAGCCCAUACGAACUAAAAGGGCCGGCCCUGAUUUGCUGUAUGUCAAUGGCAGUUGUUGCAGCAAGUGUCAGAAAUAUCUUCUCCAGAUGUGGGGUGACGUUUCCUGAUUUUACUUCUUUGUCCUUUUCUUAUGCCACCUGUUGGCUUUUCCCAGGGGACAAUAGCGUCAAAAGUAAAAGCUUGACAGGUCAGCCACACUACCCCUUCUCUUUUCCUUUCUUCUAUUAUGGACGAUACGGCGUCGUCUGGAUGCCAGUGUGACGAGUGUAGGUAAAUAUUGGGUUUAGAAUACUUGCCAAAUGCAUUAUUUCCUUUUAUUAUUAUUAUUAUUGGAAGGUAAAUAUUAUUUAACGAAAAAAAAGAUGAAAUCGUGACAUUACCAAAUAGAUUACGGAAUUUUCUUUCUAAAUAAUAUUUAUAAAUGUUCUUUUUUAUUUUUUGAAAUUUAAAAGACAUUUUUGUUAUUUUCAUGAGGUCGAGAAUCUUAUAUAUGGUGGCGUGGUAUCGUAUUUCUAAUUGGUUGUUAUGGUCACUGGCAAAUUCAAAUUUAUGAAUUCGCCCCGGAAGAACACGAAAUCUCAUAAACUACCCAAAAUCGGACUAUAAAUGCAAAUCCUCGAUCCAACGAAUGUGAAUUACCAAAUCAAGACCCCGGAAAAAUGUCGACGCAACUUGAGACCCACAGAGCAGAUGCCGAGAUCUACCAUGGCGACGCUAUCUGCAAGCAAAAAUCUCAAGAACUUCUCGAUCAAUUCUUUCUUCCCCGAGGACUUCUCCCCUUAAACGACAUCCUCGAGGUCGGCUACAAUCGGACCUCUGGUUUCAUCUGGCUCAAACAGCAGAAGAAAAAGGAGCAUCGAUUCGUCGCCAUCGGACGCACUGUCUUGUACGACACCGAGGUUACCGCCUUUAUCGAGGAGCGCCGCCUCCGCCGCCUCACCGGAGUUAAAAGCAAGGAGUUCUUCUUUUCGAUCACCGUUUCCGAUAUUUAUAUUGAUGUACACAACACGAGUAGGAUCACGUUUGGUACUCUGACUGGAAUUUCAAAGUCUUUCCCGGUCUCUGCGUUUCUGAUUGAAGAAGAAACUGAUCAGAAGAAGUAAAAAUUAUUGGGGAUUGAAGGAAACGAUCGGUGAAUUCUACUAAAUUAUGAGUCAAUUCGGGUAAUUUGAUGAUACAAAUCUAUGUUCGCUUAAAACUAGGGCACAGAUCCCCUGCUUAUUUUAGUUCAAAUAGUAUGAAUUCAGUUGCAGAAAAGUGAAAUUACUCUCUGAAUUAAAUUUCAGUUGUAGAUUUCAUGUACUUUCAUCUUCUAAAUUUGGUGAUCUUGUUGGAUGAUGAACGCUAGUGUUCGAAUC